Ogataea angusta is the source of this 222-nucleotide messenger RNA. RefSeq lists its product as uncharacterized. NCBI's taxonomy places the organism in Eukaryota, Fungi, Ascomycota, Pichiomycetes, Pichiales, Pichiaceae. The record is from RefSeq and is a predicted model, not a curated record. The transcript has a single exon. Bases 1 to 222 code for a protein of 73 amino acids.
AUGUCUUCCAGCAGUCAGGUAUUCGGACAUAUAAGGAAAACCGUACAGACAAUGGCACACAAUCCGCGCAGCCCUUAUCGACUCCAUGUCAACGACUAUCCUACCGGCGGUGACAAGAACGAACUGGGCGUGCGUGUCCUUGAAGAACUGACCAAGGAACCAAAAAAUUACGAAAGCUACCUGCAGGACGAUGAUGCGAAAAACGAUGCCAAGCAAAGAUGA